AUGGCCCGCCCUCCCUCAAUCUCGCUGCACCACGGCGCCGCCGCAUGGGUCCCGUUCUCCUUCCUGCCGUUUUCCUUCGAGUUCCGCACGCUGCCCAUCCCGUCGACGUUGCUCAAUCUGCUCGACACGAAGAAUGGGACCCUGUUAAAAGUAUCGCUGGAAGACGGCAAGACGCUGCAGCUGAUCUCAAACGUCACCAAGUUCAAGCAGAUCUCACAUCCAGCGAUAUGGGUAGCCGAUGGAGGGUGGCACAGCCUGUCUCUGAGAAUUCGCGGCUCGCGGCUUGAGGUCGACAUUGACGGGUUUACCGUUUUGUGGCUGGAAGGUUCCGAGGUCCGCCGAAUCUCGGUGCAACUGUCGUCGUUGGUGCUAGCAUCAGCUGGCUGCUAUCGGAGCACCACUGUCGAUUUCGCGACCGUGCGCACCGAGGGGAAAGUGGAACGGAUGAAGUGCGGCAUGGUCGACCGGUGUUUGCCGAAUCCCUGUGCCAAUCGAGGGCUGUGCUCGCAGACGUCACUGACGGAAUACGAGUGCCAGUGCGAGAAGGGGUUUUCCGGAAAUAAUUGUCACACUUCCGAGCACUACCGUUCCUGCGAGGAAUGGUUCUUUUUCCGCGAUCGCAAAUUCAAGAAAACCGAGCCGAGCAAUGCAAAGACCAGAAAUAUCACGGUUGAUAUCGACGGCGGUUCGAGAUUGACGCCCUUUCAAAUGCAGUGCAAGCGGGACGUGGAUCCGGUCGGGAACGUUAUUGUCACGUCCAUGCUCGAGCACGACAUGAAGACGGCGCUCGUCGUGAAGGGAGAGCAAAAGCCGGGCGCGGUCAAGCGCGCGCUGGACUACGGAAUUGGGCAGGACGAGCUGGACGGGCUGGUUGAAGGUUUUGAUGAGUGUCAACAGUGGAUGUCCUACGGAUGCCGCGGCGGAGCCAGGCUGAUGACGUACAACGACGAGCGAACGCCUUCAAGUUGGUACGCGACGCGCGGGGAUAAGCACGCCUUGCAGUGGGGCGAGGCCCCGCCCUAUUCGCGGAUGUGCAGCUGCGCGGUCAACUCGACGUGCACGCACAAUCGGAUGUGCAACUGCGAUUCGGGGGAAGAUGGCGUCGACGCGGGCUGGAAUCCGUUUCCGCAUAUCCUACCCGUCACCACGCUAUUCUUAGGCGGCACCACAGCCACAUCGGCAAUCAACGUGACGAUUGGCCCGUUGAUAUGCCGGAAUAAAAUGGUCUUCGAGCCCGUCACGUUCAUCUCGAAGAACGCGCGACUUGUCGGGCAGAGUCGUGCCCCAUCCGAGCACUUUUCGCUUCUUUUCCACAUCCGCUUCACCCAUCCGCUGCUCUCAAUCUUCACCUGGGAGAGCGUCGACGGGCUCCACUGGUUCCAGCUGUACGUCAAGGGUGGUCAACUCGUCGGCGAGGUUGUGAAUGGGGGUGAGACCGUGACGCUGACGACCCGCGACGCGUUCAACGACGGGAAAUGGCAUGCCGUUUAUUGGGAAGCCGACCAAUUGGGGAUGCGGCUCAGCGUCGACGGCGCGACGGCCCACUACAAGGGCCUGCUGCUGCUGCCCAGCGUCCACGAGUGGGUGUUCGGCUCCCGCGAGGGCAAGGGGCUCACCGGAAUGGCCGGCGUGCUGCGGAACAUCUACCUAUGCGGCGACGAGAUCGUGCUUGCCAAUAUAGCGCGGAAGGGGCCGAUUCAGGGGAUACAGAUCGGCGAAGUGGGCCACUGCCAGCCGGGCUACUGCCACAACGGCGGCCAAUGCGUCGAUGGGUUCGACUCGUACCGCUGUGACUGUUCGUUGACGCCUUUCGGAGGGAAUGAUUGUACUCGGGGUCAAGAUGGAAAGAUCAUA
Messenger RNA from Mesorhabditis spiculigera, 1854 nucleotides. The record is from the annotation of a GenBank genome assembly. NCBI's taxonomy places the organism in Eukaryota, Metazoa, Nematoda, Chromadorea, Rhabditida, Rhabditidae.